AUGUUGGAUGGAGUUAAAAAUAUUUUAUUGGUAAUAUCUGGAAAGGGAGGUGUUGGAAAAUCAACUGUCAGUGUACACAUUUCAUUAGCCCUUAAAGAUAAAGGCUUCAAAGUCGGUUUAUUAGAUGUUGAUUUAUGCGGUCCCAGCUUACCUUUUUUAUUAGGAUUAGAAGAUAAAGAUGUUUUUCAAUCCACUGAAGGUUGGGUUCCAGUUUAUCUAGAUGAAGAAAAAAAAUUAGGAGUUAUGUCGAUUGGUUUUUUAUUAAAAAAUAAAAAUGAUAGUGUAGUUUGGAGAGGACCCAAAAAAACAAGUAUGAUUCGACAAUUUUUAAAUGAUGUCUAUUGGCAAGAUCUUGAUUAUUUGGUUAUUGACACACCUCCAGGAACAUCUGAUGAACAUAUAACACUCAUGGAAUGUUUGAGGUCUUUAAAAAACAAAAGUGCUGUUGUUGUUACAACUCCUCAAUUGGUUGCCUUAGAAGAUGUUCAAAAGCAAAUAACAUUCUGUUCGAAAACAGGAAUACCUAUAUUGGGUCUCAUCGAAAAUAUGAGUGGUUACAUUUGUCCUCAUUGUUCGGAGUCGACAAAUAUUUUUUCAAAAGGUGGUGGAGAAUCACUUGCGAAUGCAUGCAAUAUUAAUUUCCUUGGAAGUGUACCUCUUGAUAUAUCCAUUAGUAAUUCUGAUGGUUUACAUAAAUCAUUGCUUGAUUCAUAUUUAAAAAAUGAAAAUUAUAAACAAUUUAGUAGCAUAGUUAAUAAAAUAAUUGAUAAACAAACAGUACCUUGUAAUUAA
Messenger RNA from Pediculus humanus corporis (human body louse), 792 nucleotides. RefSeq names its product Nucleotide-binding protein, putative. Lineage: Eukaryota; Metazoa; Arthropoda; Insecta; Psocodea; Pediculidae. The coding region runs from base 1 to 792 and encodes 263 amino acids. Gene Ontology annotation, cellular component: cytosol. The record is from RefSeq and is a predicted model, not a curated record. Gene Ontology annotation, biological process: iron-sulfur cluster assembly. The transcript has 5 exons. Gene Ontology annotation, molecular function: ATP-dependent FeS chaperone activity; 4 iron, 4 sulfur cluster binding; ATP binding.